AAGUUCCAAGACAUUUUGAUAUUAAACAAAGGGGAUUUGGUACAAUUCCCAAUGAGACAACCAUCUUCUAGAGUUCAAAUGAUAUAGAUGAAAGACAUAAAAGGUCACCAUUCAGCCUUCAACAAGGAGAAAAAAAAACAUAAACAGUUAGCUAAAAAAGGUCUGACUACUGCAAAAUAUAUAUUAAACUACCAUAUUAAAAAGAAGAUGUGAUAUGAUUGCCAAUGAGACAACUAUCCACAAAAGACCAAAAUGAAACAAGACAUUAACAACUAUAGCUAGGUCACUGUAAGGCCUUCAACAAUGAGCAAAGCCCAUACUGCAUAAUCAGCUAUAAAAGGCCCCGAUGAGACAAUGUAAAACAAUUCAAACAAGAAAACUAUCAGCCUUAUUUAUUCAAAAAAAUUAACAGAAAUCAAAUAUGUAACACAUAAACAAACGACAACCACCAAAUUACAGGCUCCUGACUUGGGACAGGCACAUACAUAAAUAAUGUGGCAGGGUUAAAUAUAACAUGUCUUUACUUGUGUAAACCCUUUUUUAGUUAUAUAUGUUUUAUGUUUUGCAGGUUAAGUCCAAAGUUCAAAGAAAAUUACAGUCUUGAUGUUGCAAAGAGACUGGCUCAUAAAAUCUGGAGUAUUAACGUCAAAAGUGUCACUUUCACCUGCUUCUAAAAGUUGUGAAACGAGGAAAUUCACAAAUAUAAAUCACAGUAUUUAAAGAAAGUGCUGAAUUUUGAAUCAGUAUCUAACAGAGGGAAUCAGAAUUUCUUAAUUUAGAAAAAGUUAUCAAAGUUUCCGAAACAGAUGCUGUUAUCCGUAGCUGCUCAUUAAUUAAGAAUGAAGCAGCAACCAAACAUACAAACACAGCAUUAGGAUCUGCAAUAGUUUCAUCUCAAAUUGCUCAGAAAACUGCAUCAACAUCAUUUCAAACCUUAGCAUCAAGAUGUUUUAACGAGUUUCCAGUGGAAAAGGUCAAAGUUCAACUUCUUCAACAUAUCAGUACUCAGCAGCAAACAAAUCACUACUUCCUUUUAUUACUAAAGAUCAGAACAUGACAGCGAAUGUGACACUAUCUUCAUCCAAUAUAGCUCAGAAUAACAGAGCUGCAGUAACACUAGAUAAAGGACCUCAAGGCCAGGAUAAUAAUGUCUUGUGUUUCCCUACUGUUACAACACCUACCACAACCAAUGAUGCAGCCAAUAAACAGACACAUCUACAGGAGUCACAGAAUUUUCUGAUUCAGAAAACAAAUUUUGGAACAGUUUCAUCACGUCUAACUCAUGAAAAAGCACAAAAAAGUGUACAGUCAGCACAAAAUAAAACUCAGCAUACAGUUGAAAUAUUAAAGAAGUCCAAGACUAGUGCAUCAGAUUUUACUCCAUAUUCUUUAACCCGGACUCCACCUCCUCAUCCUUUUACCUGGACUCCAACUCCAGAAAAAAAAAGAAAACGAAAAUUUACAGUACCAGUAUUACCUACAAUGGGGCCAUCUACCAAACUUCUAAAUUUAGCUCCAAGUGUACGCAAAAGGCAUUCACCUUUAAUUCAGGCAUCAGUUGCAAGUAUCUGUAGUAUCUGUACAGUGUAUCCUCACACAAUAUCACAAAACUCAGCUUCAAAAGUAUCUACAGCUAGUUUAUCCACUGAAACACAGAGUUUAACUCAUUCUGAUGCUCAAAAUUCAACUCAAUCUGAUGCUCAAAACUCAACUCAAUCUGAUGCUCAAAAUUCAACUCAAUCUGAUGCCCAAAACCCAACUGAACUUGAUGCUCAAAACUCAACUCAAUAUAUUCUAUUUCCAUCUAAAGAUCAGAAUACAGCUCGAAAAAUAUGUACAGUAAAAUCUCCUAGUAAAACAGAGAAGAUUGAAAGAAUAUAUACAGUGCUAUCUCAUGCUAGAGUGCAGAAAUUGUGUUCAAAAGCAAAAUAUCAAAUUACUGCUAUCAAAACCAAGAAAGUUCCUAAAAUAUCUACAGUGGAAUCUUGUGCCAAAGUCCAGAAAUCAGAUCCAAUUAUAUGUACAGUGUAUCCUCCUUCCAAAUACACUAAUGCAGCCUUCAGAGUCUCUAGAAAUUGUUAUUCUACAAAACCUAUUAUGUCUUGGAACACAGUACCAAUUAUUACACCAGUAUCAGAAAAAUUAGUUCAGGAUACAUCAUCAACUAGCUCUGAGAGCUCAGUAUCAACAAGAUCUGAGAGCUCAGUACCUACAAGGAGUUCUGAAAGCAUAACAUCAACAAGAUCUGAGAGCACAUCAUCAAUAAAGUCUGAAACAGUUGCAUCAACAAGAUUUGAGAGCACAUCAUCAAUAAAGUCUGAAAGCACAGCAUCAACAAGAUCUGAGAGCACAGAAUCAACAAGGAUAGAAAGCACAGCAUCUACAUCUUCUCCAUUUCCAUUGGCAUUAUUCCCUAAUUUAGCUGCAGCACAGAACAGAAGAGAUGGACACAUUUCAAAUAGGAGAACUAAAUCUUUUAACACAGCAUCAAACUUUGCCAGAAUAUCUACAGUGCAAUAUCGUGCCAGAGUGCAGGGUCCAAAAGGGAAUCAUCCAACUAUUUCCAAGAAAAUCAAGAAGUCACAUAAAAUAUCUACAGUAAAACCAUGUGCCAAAGUCAAGAAAUCAGAUCCAGUUAUAUAUACAGUGUAUCCUCAUACUAAUUACACAAGUUCAGGCCUCAAAGCCUCUAAAAAUAGUUAUAUUACAAAACCUACUAUGUCUUGGGACAAAGUACCAAUUGUUACACCAGUAUCAGUAGAAUUAGUUCAGGAUACAUCAUCAACUAGCUCUGAGAGCUCAGCAUCAAAAACGUCUGAGAGCCCAGCAUCAACAAGGUUUGAGAACUCAGCAUCAACAAAGUGUACGAGCAUAACAUCAACAAGAUCUGAGAGCACACCAUCAAUAAAAUCUGAAAGCACAGCAUCAACAAGAACAGAUAGCUCAGAAUCAAUAAGGAUAGAAAGCACAGAAUCAACAAGGUCAGAAAGCACAGAAUCAACAAGGUCUGACAGCACAUUAUCAACAAGGUCAGAGAGCAAAGCAUCAACAAGUUCUGAGAGCACAACACCAACAAGGUCUGAGAUCACAGAAUCAACAUGGAUAAAAAGCACAGUAGCAACACGGAAAGAAAGCACAGCAUCUUCAUCUUCUCCAUUUCCAUUGGCAAUAUUCCCUAAUGUAGCUACAGCACAGAACAAAAGAGAUGGACCAAUUUCAAAUUUGAGAAAUAAAUCUUUGAACACUGCAUCAAACUUUGCGCCAUAUCCUAUCAUUACUUCUCAUAAUUCAACUUCCAGUAUUCCUACUGUUAUUUCAACCCCAGGUCAGACAAAAUGUAAAAAUCCAUCUUCAAAACAGAAAAUCACUGGAAAUAUUACUGCAGCUGAAGAAAACCUAUCAGAUGAUAUUGGUGCACACUGUUUUGCAAGUGAUGAUAGUAAAAUUAAAAGACUAAAACGAAAGAUUAUAGAGCAUGAUUGGAAGUUGAGUGAAAUACUCCAUACAAGGAAUAAAAGAAGGAAAGAGGCAUUAGAAAAAUGUUUUAAAAAGUCUGGAGAAGAAUUAAGUGACAAUUCUAUUCAUUGUACUUCUAGUCUAGUAGAUGCUGAAAAUGUCUCUGUGUCUGCACAAAAUCAGAUGCAAACAGUGGUUUCUACUCAAAAACAAUUAGAAACAGUGGUGUCUACUCAAAAACAAUUAAAAACAGUGAUGUCUACUCAAAAACAAUUAAAAAAAGUGGUUUCAGCUCAUCUUAUUUCUGUUGGAGAUUAUUGUGUGAAAGCUUUAACAAACAUUAUAGAAAAAGAACAUUCUGAAUCUCACAAUACUGAAGUUAAAGUUGAACUACUGGAGAAAGAAUAUCUCCAGGCUGAAACAUGUCGGCCAGAGGUUGUAAUUGAGAAUGUUGAGGGCACUGAUUAUUGCCAGUUAUAUAAUGAUAAUAAUGGGAAGUCCAUAUCACAUACUGAACCUUGUUCAUUUAAUGGGGAACAUUUGUUAGUACAAAGCAAGAUUAAAGAAGAAUGUGUUUUCAGUGAAAUUGGAAAAUAUUCAAAGGAAAAAUAAAGACUCUGCAGAACCGUUAAAUAACUGUUCAGGAUUUAAUUCGACUGGAACAGAAUCUUGCCCAUCAGAUGAUAAUAUUUGCCAAUCGGAUAAUGAUAUUUGCCAAUCAGUUCCAGAUAUCUGCCAUUCAGACGUCAUUACAAACACUGACAGUACGUUACCUGUGAAAAAAUAUUCAUUUGGCAAAGGUUACCAAGAAAAAGGAAAAAGUAGUACUGUUGUUCUAAAAGAAUCUUCAAAACAAAGCAGCAGUAUGGUAAAGAAACCACAGUUAAAUGAUGUGAAAGUAGUGAACAAUAAGCUGAUUUUAUAUGGUAAUAAAACAAGCACUCAGCUGUCAGAUAACAAACAGAAGCAAUCUAUGCAGGAUAUUCAUGUUAUUCAAGAAAAAGAAGAAACUCCAAUGGACAUAGAUGAAAAUGUAAAACAGAUGCCAGAGUGUGUAGAUAUAAACUUGUCACCAGACAAGUGUUUAACAGAGGAAUGGAUCUUUUAAAGCGUUAUACAAGGUUGAAUUCUCAAAGAUGUUCAUGCUACCACUGAAAUUAUUCAGGAUAAUGAUAAACAAUCUACUAUAGGAGAAUUCCAGGAAUUUGAAAAAGGAAAAACAUACAUAUGCAGACUUGGUUUCAGAACUGGGAAAAGUUAGUUGAAGAAACAAAACUUUGUUUAUUGAGAUGCUGGAACAGAUGAUGAUUUUGAUGAUGAAGAAUAAGAAUCUUUGACCAUGUUAACAGACAUGGAAGAUUGGAGACAAGCAAGUAAAUUAGACAUCGAUCUUACAUAUUCAAUCUACUUCUUCAGGGAAAUGCGGACUUCAAAGUUAAGAACAUUUUUGCCACACAUUCACACGUCUGACAAAAAAACAAUGUAUCUUUUGUAAAUCUAUGGAAGUUGAAACUAAUUUCAGAUACCUGCAGUGUGUUCUUCAAAUCAAUGCUACAAAUGUGAUGUGUCAUUUUGUUCUAAAAAUAGAUCUCAGUUUGUUCUUUCCCAUUCUCAGUUGCUGAUCCACGGAGUAAAUUCAAA
This is a messenger RNA of Mytilus trossulus (common blue mussel), 5097 nucleotides long. Its product is annotated as serine-rich adhesin for platelets-like. The transcript is spliced from 5 exons. The record is from RefSeq and is a predicted model, not a curated record. Bases 1054 to 4068 code for a protein of 1004 amino acids. NCBI's taxonomy places the organism in Eukaryota, Metazoa, Mollusca, Bivalvia, Mytilida, Mytilidae.